AUGGAGACUACAGGCCGUUAUUUACGGGUACCUGCCUUGAACUCGGACUUCCGGCCUACCGCCGAUAAUUCCCUUGUUACCUGUCAUGGGAAGCACUGUUGGUGGUGUUGGAAAGAGACUGAAGAGGAAGCCCGAGUAGAAAUUCAACAAGAGGUUGAGCAAGAGACUCUAGCAGAAGAGAAGGGCGAGUCUAUACUGAGACUCCUGAGUGCUUUGACAGCACAAGAUGUACCCCAGCCAGGGAUAGAAAGCAAUAUGAAUCGUGCAGAUACUCCCCAUGAAGGUAUCCUCGGACAUUGCACAUCGGAAGAUCGGCCACCCCUGCCACCCAUCCUGUAUAGGUGGUCGAAUAUUUGGUCCCAGGGCAUAAAUGAACCAAAUUCCUUGGUUGCAGGAUUGUUUCAAAGCGUUGACUCGGAACAGUUUACCCCAUAUCAACUCUCCAGAGAACAAUUUCUGAGGCACUUCAAGAACCAUGUCACCAAACAGAAGGUCAGCACGCCAUUCAUUUCAACAAGUCAAAUGCCUGUUACUCCAAUACACAGAGCCCUUCACAAUCAAGAGGAUGCCAUCGUGUUCAUCAUUGACACAGCGAAGCUUGACACGCCAGUAAUCAAGGCCCAGACUCUGGUACCUCUGACUGGCACAGAAACACCGCACUGGCGAGGAUAUGGCGAGUAUUUGAUAUGGGGCCAAGUGCCACGAGAGGCAAUCGUGUGCUCCUUUAAGAUAAUCGAUCUCGAAAAAAUUGCUGGAUUAUCUGAUGACAUUGGAGAAUUUCUUCAACUGGAACUGAUCAAAUCACAUAAGUAUUGUAGUAGAAACCUUUACAUGGCUCUAACUGCAGGGCAGACAAGGAGUAAUCAUCAUAUCACUCUAGAACUGCUCAGUCUUCAACUCAAAGUGCCAGUGCCACAAAGAGAUAAAGUGGAAUCGGAUUUUCUUAGGGCAUGGUCGGAACGAGGAAGCCUGUUUAUAAGUCGUCGUCAGCAAGUCGCUGAAGGCAGCAGAGAGCCGCCAAUUCGUUCUCUGAAUCCAGUGCUACAUAGUCAGUUAGGGAAUACUAGUGCAUCGACAUCUUCAUACGAGCCACAUUCCAAAGAGGAUGAGCUUGAGACAAGACAGACAGAAACGAGACUACAGCCGCCUGAGGUGACAACAGACAGCCGGUAUGAAGCAGCAAGUGACAGCUCUUCUGUUCGAGACUUCCCUAACCUGGAAGAAGGAGUUAUUACAAAAGGGUACAGAGCUGGAAGGCAUACGGUGAAUGCCCCAUAUACCCCAUCGACUUCUUCAAGUGCGAUGAGAGCCAAUAUCAGAGGUACAGAUCGACCCGGGACCAAUGAACAGAAUUCAAUCAAUCUACUCAGUGAAGAGGAAUCUGGAAUGGAAUCUGGAUGGGGUUCCAUGGAUGAUGAAAUUUAUAUGGAGCAACCAAUAUCUUUCUUUCCACGCCAACAGUGUAAGACGAUGAGAGGUCAAUGGGAUCAUAGAGAAAAAUAUGGCAUAGUGGCGAGAAUUGUUGCGCCGUUCGAGCUCGAUAAAACUGGAAUGGACUAA
Messenger RNA from Penicillium taxi, 1560 nucleotides. RefSeq lists its product as uncharacterized. The record is from RefSeq and is a predicted model, not a curated record. The coding region runs from base 1 to 1560 and encodes 519 amino acids. The transcript is spliced from 2 exons. Lineage: Eukaryota; Fungi; Ascomycota; Eurotiomycetes; Eurotiales; Aspergillaceae.